Molecule: messenger RNA, 2903 nt
Organism: Corythoichthys intestinalis (scribbled pipefish)
Lineage: Eukaryota; Metazoa; Chordata; Actinopteri; Syngnathiformes; Syngnathidae
Product: solute carrier organic anion transporter family member 1C1-like
Exons: 14
Coding region: 170-2287 (705 amino acids)
Biological process (GO): transmembrane transport; sodium-independent organic anion transport
Cellular component (GO): plasma membrane
Molecular function (GO): protein binding
Source: RefSeq, a predicted model, not a curated record
GUGGAAUAAAAAUGUGCACGGCCUUUUGUCCCGCACCACAAGCAAGCAGGAGAGCGAAUCUGGUUCACCAAGUUUUUUUUUUUCUCUCCCCGACAUGGCCGGCAACCCCGAGAGAAGAUGCCUCUGAGGAUACACUAGCAGCAGGAUUGAGUGGUGAAAGCCUGAUUUAAUGAUGGACGAAAAAAGCAAAAUCACCAGCCAGCAGGCUCUCUGCGUCUCUGACGGAGAUGUCAGCAAAAAACGACGGUGCAACAUCUCAGCUCUCAAGAUGUUUAUUGUGGCGCUGUCCUUCUCCUAUUUCUGCAAAACCCUCGCUGGAACCUUCAUCAAGAGCGCCAUCACACAACUCGAGAGGCGAUUCGACCUCUCCAGCUUGCGCAUAGGCCUCAUCGACGGGGGUUUUGAAAUGGGCAACCUGUUGUUUCUAGCCGUGGUCAGCCAUUUUGGUGCCAAGAUGCACCGACCGAGGCUCAUCGCGGGGGGCUCCGUUCUUAUGGCGGCGGGGGCUCUUCUCACCGGACUGACGCAUUUCUUCAUGGGACCGUAUAAGUACGACACGGUCAUCGCCUCGUCCCAAAAUGACAGCUCGAGCACCAUUGCCUGUGUCAGGCCUGAAACCAAUGUCAGCCACUGGAAUCAAACACUUCAGAACACGACACAAGCGUGCGAGAAGUCCGGUUCCAAUAUGUGGAUCUACGUGUUCUUGGGGAACGCGUUGAGGGGGAUCGGGGAGACACCCGUCACACCUCUGGGCAUCUCGUACAUUGAUGACUUCGCUAAAGCGGAAAACUCUCCCUUCUAUAUUGCUUGUCUCCAGACCAUCGCUCUCCUUGGCCCUAUAUUUGGCUACCUCCUUGGGUCCUAUUGCGCUAAUAUAUAUGUUGAUAUUGGAUUUGUUGAUAUGGAAAGUGUGACCAUCUCCCCCAAAGACGCCCGCUGGGUGGGAGCCUGGUGGUUGGGAAUGCUAGUGUCCGCCGCCCUCCUCUUCAUCUCCAGCCUUCCUUUCUUUUUCUUACCCCAUUCCCCCGAGGUCGAAGAUGCCAAACCCUCACUUGUGGAAAAAAUUGCCGAACCAACGACGGAUUCCUCCAACAACGAGCCAGUAAAAAAAAUUAAAGAACUCGCCAAAGGGUUCCUUCCCUCACUGAAACGCCUUUUGUGCGAUCCCAUCUUCAUCCUGCUCUUGAUUGGCAAUACCCUGAAGUUCAACGCGUUUGUUGGCAUGUUCACCUUUAACGCCAAAUAUAUAGAGCAGCAGUUUGGACAGUCGGCAUCCAGAGCCAACUUCCUCAUAGGGUUGUUGACAAUCCCGGCCGUCGCCUUGGGGAUCUUUUUGGGUGGUGUCGUGAUGAAGCGAUACAAACUGAGCAUUAUAUCAGGAGCUCAGUUCUCCCUCGCCGUGUCACUCGUAUCGUACCUACUCUUGUUGCUCAAGUUCAGCACCAAGUGUGAUAACAUCCCCGUGGCUGGACUCACCACCUCAUACAACGGGACGCCGGGAGUGUUUCACGGUAGGCGGAAUCUUUUCUCCAAGUGCAACAGCAACUGUUCGUGUUCGCCGGACGAUUGGGACCCGGUGUGCUCGGACAGCGGAAUCACGUACAUCACGCCGUGUUUGGCCGGCUGCCUCGGCUAUAGUGGAUACGGCAAAGAAACAGUGUUCCAUAACUGCACUUGCGUGUCCGUGUCAUACCCGGCGGGCAGCAGCACGUCUGUGAAACUGGGGCAGUGCCCCCAAGCCAAAAGCUGCAGCCGAAGUUUCACCUCCUAUAUGGCCGUGUCGGUCCUGAGCGCCUUCAUUAACUCCCUAGGAAUCACGCCUGCGUACAUGAUUAUCAUAAGAUGCAUCACCCCACAAUUUAAAUCCCUCGCCCUGGGAUUGCAGACCAUGAUCAUUAGAGUCCUUGGUGGGAUCCCAGCGCCGAUUUAUUUCGGAGCAAUUAUUGAUCUAACCUGCUUGAAGUGGUCAGUAAAAAACUGUGGCGGAAAAGGAGCUUGUCGGAUCUAUGAUGCCGAUAUGUACAGGGUAAUCUUCCUUGGUUUAGUCUCUGGUCUCUGCGGGGUCUCCUUUUUCUUCACAUUAGCUGUGAUAAUCCUCCUCCGAAAGCAUUUCCAGAAGAAGGAAGACGAACGUGAAGUUGAGCUCAACCCCCAAUCAAUAAUGACGAAUAAUACACUCAGUGCAAAGGACGUCGACGGGGUUAUUAACAAUGGCUUCGCUCCUGCAGGCGAUGAAGAAAAAAUUAGCAAAAAAGCCGAAACGCAUCCGGCCAAUAGACUUUUGUGAAAAUAUCAGUCUGCUCAGUUUAAAUGGUGGUUUAUGCUGUUAAAUGUCUUAUUUUUCUAUAGUAUUAAAGAAAAUUUGUGUCCCAAAAGGUUCUAAAUCUAUUGAAAUAAGUUCAAAACAGGGGAAUCCAUUUCACAAGCACUGUUUCAGCUUGUCUUGUUGUGAACCCAAUGACCCUAGUGCCACAAUCGCUCUCAAAAACAGCAGCUUUCAGUGCACUGACAGAAUUGCGCAACCUUAAUUAUGCUCCCGUAGAAUUUUUUUACAUUAAUGCAAAACAGAUAUGGGUGCUAUACAGGUAUAUGAACAUAUAGUGUUCAAAGUGCAGUGAAAAUGGCAUAUUUUUGCAUAUGUAUGCACAUUCAACCCACGUGGACAAGGUUAUUUUCACUUCAAUUGGACCCGUGUUUGUUUUACAGUCAUUUGAAUCACACUUUUAAGGUGGGGUAGUUCAUGAGUAAAUAUUAACUAGAAAAAAGUCCAUUGGAAACAUGCCUUUUGUUUUUGGAAGUGUGACUCACAAAGGGGAGGAAAGACUAAAUGGACAAAAAAUAACAGUCAGUUAAAUUAACUAGGCAAGGCUCAAAGAUGAGUAUACAGUGCUGGUCAAAAUUAU